CGUCCCAGGGGAGGAGAGGCGUCUGCGGGGGGCAGAGACCGCAGCUACCUGCCGGGUGCGCCCCCCGCCCCGGGCACGCAGGCGUUCGUCCCCCCUUUCUCUCCCGCUCCCACCUCCUCAUUGGUGCUGGUUUGCAGCGCUCGGCUCCUGCGCCUUCGCUUCGCGUUUGAAUCUGGCUCGCCCCUCCGUAUUAUGUCUGCACUCCGAAGGAAAUUUGGGGACGAUUACCAGGUAGUGACCACCUCGUCCAGCGGCUCGGGCUUGCAGCCCCAGGGGCCGGGCCAGGGCCCGCAGCAGCAGCUUGUGCCCAAGAAGAAGCGACAGCGGUUCGUGGACAAGAACGGCCGGUGCAAUGUCCAGCACGGCAACCUGGGCAGUGAGACGAGCCGCUACCUCUCGGACCUCUUCACCACCCUGGUGGACCUCAAGUGGCGCUGGAACCUCUUCAUCUUCAUUCUCACCUACACCGUGGCCUGGCUCUUCAUGGCGUCCAUGUGGUGGGUGAUUGCCUACACUCGGGGCGACCUGAACAAAGCCCACGUCGGCAACUACACGCCCUGCGUGGCCAACGUCUAUAACUUCCCUUCGGCCUUCCUCUUCUUCAUCGAGACCGAGGCCACCAUCGGCUAUGGCUACCGCUACAUCACCGACAAGUGCCCCGAGGGCAUCAUCCUCUUCCUCUUCCAGUCCAUUCUCGGCUCCAUCGUGGACGCCUUCCUCAUAGGCUGCAUGUUCAUCAAGAUGUCCCAGCCCAAGAAGCGCGCGGAGACCCUGAUGUUUAGCGAGCACGCGGUGAUCUCUAUGAGGGACGGAAAACUCACGCUCAUGUUCCGAGUGGGCAACCUGCGCAACAGCCAUAUGGUCUCCGCGCAGAUACGCUGUAAGCUGCUCAAAUCUCGGCAGACACCUGAGGGUGAGUUCCUUCCCCUUGAUCAACUUGAACUGGAUGUAGGUUUUAGUACAGGGGCAGAUCAACUUUUUCUUGUUUCCCCCCUCACGAUUUGCCACGUGAUUGAUGCCAAAAGCCCCUUUUAUGACCUAUCCCAGCGAAGCAUGCAAAGUGAACAGUUCGAGAUUGUCGUCAUCCUAGAAGGCAUUGUGGAAACAACUGGGAUGACUUGUCAAGCUCGAACAUCAUACACUGAAGAUGAAGUUCUUUGGGGCCACCGUUUUUUCCCUGUAAUUUCCUUAGAAGAAGGAUUCUUUAAAGUUGAUUACUCCCAGUUCCAUGCAACAUUUGAAGUCCCCACGCCACCUUACAGUGUGAAAGAACAGGAGGAAAUGCUUCUUAUGUCGUCCCCUUUAAUAGCACCAGCCAUAACUAACAGCAAAGAAAGACAUAAUUCUGUGGAAUGCUUAGAUGGACUAGAUGACAUUAGUACCAAACUUCCAUCUAAGCUGCAGAAAAUUACUGGAAGAGAAGACUUUCCCAAAAAACUCUUGAGAAUGAGUUCUACAACUUCUGAAAAAGCCUACAGCUUGGGCGAUUUGCCCAUGAAACUUCAACGAAUAAGUUCAGUACCUGGCAACUCAGAAGAAAAACUGGUAUCUAAAACCACCAAAAUGUUGUCUGAUCCCAUGAGCCAGUCGGUGGCUGAUUUGCCACCAAAGCUUCAAAAGAUGGCUGGAGGAGCAGCCAGGAUGGAAGGGAAUCUUCCGGCAAAACUAAGAAAAAUGAACUCUGAUAGAUUCACAUAACCAAACACCCCUUCAGGCAUUAUUUACUGUUUGAUUUGGUAAUAGUCCAAUAUUUGGCUGAUGAGGUAAUCCUCUUUAAGGAAUCUGAAAGGUACAUUUUUUCCCCCAGUCAUAUAUACGUAUUUAAGAACCUUCCUUUUCAAGUAUUACUAAUGUGCAAAAGAUAAAGUUGUAAAGGGAGGACAUCAGAAGGAAGUUCUUAUUAACGGGCAUGUAUUAUCACAUCAAGCAUGCAAUAAUGUGCAAAUUUUACAUUUAGUUUUAUGGCAUGAUUUAUAUAUGGUAUAUUUAUAUUGUAUAUUAUGGAAAAUGUAUAUAUAUAUAUUUAAAGGGGUAGUACCCUGCACAACAUUUCUAACAUACGUAUUAAGCCAAACAUGAAUUGAUAGCUUUCAGGGUGAUAAAACUAUAUAUAUAUAUGUGUGUGUGUGUACACAUAGUUUUAUAUAUACACACACAUAUAUGUACAUAUAUAUACAUACACAUACACACACGUACAUACAUAUAUCUGAUAAAAUUGUGAUGUUUUGUUCAAAGCUGUAGUUCUUGUGCAUGUUUACUUUAUUAGGCUAGGAAGGCUUCUGGCAUUAAUUAUUAAUACCAAAUAUUUUAGCCUUAAAUUAUUUGUCAUUUUAAAAUCUGAUUUAAUGUUUUCUGCUGUUUAAGGUCCUGGAAGGUUUUCAGUUGUUCUUUAUACGAGGGAGUCACACAAGUCUGUGCUACUUAUGGCCCUGCAAAAAUAUAACCAUUAUAUGUUUAACUUGUAAAUUUUGAAGCAUACUAAUACACUGACAAUUUCUUAUGAUUUUUAAAAGUUGCUAGUACUGGGAAAAAAUAAAUAUUGCCAUUUUGAGAGUUGGUCCUUUCCUGGACUGAUUAAAGUCUGGUAAUCUCUUUUACAUAUGAUCUAAUACAAAUAUGAGCUCUGAACAAAUGUUGAAUCACUGUAAUAGUCAGUAGCGAAGUUAUAUUGAAUAUAUUGGAAUCUGUGUGAAAUUACAUAAUUAAUGGUCCCUGUUUCAAACUGAGUCAAUUGGUAACAUUUUCACUCUUUUUCUCAAACUUUUGUCAUUUUAAAAAUAAGUAAUUUAUCUUUGAGGAGAUAAAACAAUACAAUGAAACAGAUGAUAGGUAUUUAUGUGUAAAAUA
Messenger RNA from Delphinapterus leucas (beluga whale), 2847 nucleotides. RefSeq names its product potassium inwardly rectifying channel subfamily J member 3 (gene KCNJ3). NCBI's taxonomy places the organism in Eukaryota, Metazoa, Chordata, Mammalia, Artiodactyla, Monodontidae. Gene Ontology annotation, molecular function: G-protein activated inward rectifier potassium channel activity. Gene Ontology annotation, cellular component: plasma membrane. Gene Ontology annotation, biological process: regulation of monoatomic ion transmembrane transport; potassium ion import across plasma membrane. The record is from RefSeq and is a predicted model, not a curated record.